This is a messenger RNA of Homarus americanus (American lobster), 2487 nucleotides long. RefSeq names its product translation initiation factor IF-2, mitochondrial-like (gene mIF2). Gene Ontology annotation, molecular function: GTP binding; GTPase activity. The record is from RefSeq and is a predicted model, not a curated record. Bases 183 to 2348 code for a protein of 721 amino acids. The transcript is spliced from 14 exons. Lineage: Eukaryota; Metazoa; Arthropoda; Malacostraca; Decapoda; Nephropidae.
UCGUUGAAGCUCACAAUGUAAACAGACAGCCGACACACCGGCUUGCCUCUAGGAGCGAGGGACUGAUUUACUCCCGUAAGACUAAUAGUUCCUUAUAAUAUUCCUUGGUUAGAACAGAGUAAAAUAUGACGGCCUCCUUAAGCCCCAGUUGAGAGCUACAGAAGUUACUGAAGACCAUCAUUAUGAUAAGCAGAGGUUGGGUUUUACGAAGAUGGCUUCAACCAAGAAGCAUCAGUCAAGUUUCAGUUUUGGCACAUAGUGUGGUGGCGCUAACUCCUCCGGAGGUUGGUCGCAACACUUUACGAGUGGCACCAUGUCUGUUAUGUGGGCAUCAUCAGCCUUUAUUUUUACAUGUCUCAUCAACUUUACACAAGAAAAGGAAAGGAAGAGAUGAGAAGAAAGCUGUGAUGUUAAAUCCUAAGAGUCUUAAAAAGGAGAAAGCUGCUGUGGUCAGCAUCUGGAAGAACAUGACAGUUCAAGAGCUUGCUGAUGCCCUGGGAAAAGAUCUGGACACUGUGUUUGAAAUAUUCAUAUAUGUGGAGAAUAGUGAUCCAUACGACAGCCCCACAGCUGUCAUAGACAACCUGAAAGUCAUACAAGAUGCUGUUAAGAGAGCCGGCUUACGCUUUAAAAUUGACAAUCCUGAAGACAAGAAAGAAAAAGUGAAGGAGAAUAAAGAUGUUUUCAGAAGACCUCCACCGAAGGAGAGUGACCUUAUCCCUAGACCACCUGUAGUAACCAUAAUGGGACAUGUUGAUCAUGGCAAGACUACUUUACUGGAUGCCCUGAGACACUCUGCCAUUGUUGACACAGAGUUUGGGGGAAUCACUCAGCACAUUGGGGCAUUUUCUGUAAAACUUGACUCGGGCGAAGAAGUAACAUUCCUGGACACUCCCGGCCACGCUGCCUUCAAGGCGAUGCGGGCACGGGGAGCAACUGUGACUGACGUGGUGGUGCUGGUGGUUGCUGCUGAUGAUGGUGUCAUGGAGCAGACUAAAGAAUCCAUUCAACAUGCUUUAGAAGCCAAUGUUCCCAUUGUUGUGGCCAUCAACAAGAUUGACAAGCCAGAAGCUGACAUUCCACGUACCAGAGAAAUGUUGCUCCAUAAUGGCCUGCAACUGGAGGAAGAUGGUGGGGAGGUGCAGGCUGUACCAGUGUCCGCUCUCAAAGGCCAGAACCUUAAUUUGCUGGUAGAGGCCAUAGUCACCCAAGCAGAGCUGCUCAACCUUAAAGCUGACCCUCGUGGCCUGGUAGAAGCUGUUGUUGUGGAGUCAAAACUUGACCCUGGUAGAGGAAAGGUAGCAACAUGUGUGAUAGAGAGAGGCACGUUGAGAAAAGGAGCAGUGUUAGUCGCUGGGACUGCCUGGUGCAAAGUGCGUAAUAUGUUCAAUGAUGCAGGAAAAUCAGUUAAAGCUGCUCCACCUGCCACACCUGUCCAAGUUAUUGGAUGGAGGGAGCUACCAUCAGCAGGUGACCUGAUACUGGAGGUGGAAUCAGAGCGACAAGCAACAGAGGUGGUCCACUGGAGAAACCAUGAAUUUAAAUUAGAGAAGCAGGAAGAAGAACAAGCAGCUAUACAAGACAAGUUAAAUGAACACCUCAGAGUGUAUAAAGCUCAGUUAGAAGAGAAAAGAAGACUGGGCAUCAGGUUCAAACGUCGUCGUCGAGAACCUCGUAAGAAAGAGAACAUAGAAUUAGAUACAGGACCUCGAGUGUCUGUGGUGCUGAAGGGGGAUGUAGAUGGCACUGUAGAGGCCAUCCUCAACGUGCUGGACACUUACCACAGUGAAGAAUGUCAGCUGGACAUCAUCAGCUAUGGUGUGGGCACAGUUUCCCCCAAUGACGUGACAAUGGCCUCAUCAUUUAAUGGAUCAAUUUACACAUUCAAUACACAAGUCCCUCCUGAUGUACGGAAGAUGGCCAUAGCAGAGGGGGUGACCAUCAAGGAAAACAAUGUGAUAUAUCAUUUGGUGGAAGAUUUAAAGAAGGAAUUAUCAGAAAAUUUACCUUUUAAAGAGGUGGAAGAAGUCUUGGGUGAAGCAAAUGUGAUAGAAGAGUUUGUUAUAACAGAAGGCAAAAAGAAGGUACCAGUUGCUGGCUGUCGCUGUGUCAAAGGAACACUCAAGAAAGAAGCAUUAUACCGAGUAAUUCGAGGACAAGAUACUAUACAGGAGGGGAUGCUAUCAUCAAUGCGUCACUUAAAGUCGGAAGUGGCCACUAUCAAUCGAGGAAAUGAAUGUGGACUAAAGUUUACUGAUGAAUCACUGCGGUUUGAACCUGGUGACACAUUAGUAUGUUACAAGAUAAACAAGGUACAGCAGGUCACAGACUGGGAUCCAGGGUUCUAGAAAAGAGUAACAUGUAUGGAGUGAUCUUGACACCAGGAUCACCAUUUCUAGAACGGAAUCAAAGCUUGGCACGCUUUUUGUUACGCUUACUGCUAACUCCUCUUGUAUUUGUACAAAUGCAAUAAAUAUAAGACUGUUA